Striga hermonthica is the source of this 2445-nucleotide messenger RNA. Lineage: Eukaryota; Viridiplantae; Streptophyta; Magnoliopsida; Lamiales; Orobanchaceae. The record is from the annotation of a GenBank genome assembly.
AUGGAGGUGGCAUCAGCGGCUGGGGCUGGAGUUGUAGCUAUGGAGGAAGAAAGGGAAUUAACCAAUCGCGUCAUGUGUCAGCUGACGGACUCAGAAGGUACUCCUCUGGGAGCGCCGAUUUUCCUACCUGAAAGCGCCGGCCCGAAGGAGCUCCAGCAGCUGGUCAAUAAGCUACUUAACAACGAGGAAAGAUUGCCUUAUGCAUUUUAUGUAUCAGACAGUGAACUUGUAGUGCAGCUAGGAACAUACCUUCAGAAGAAUAAAGUGUCUGUGGAGAAAGUCGUCACGAUAGUUUACCAGCCCCAAGCAGUAUUUAGAAUACGGCCUGUAACUCGCUGUUCUUCAACUAUAGCUGGUCAUUCAGAGGCAGUGCUUUCUGUAGCGUUUAGUCCAGAUGGACGCCAGUUAGCAAGUGGAUCAGGCGACACCACUGUACGGUUAUGGGACUUAAAUACGCAAACUCCAUUGUUCACGUGUAAAGGACACAGAAACUGGGUUCUUUGUAUUGCAUGGUCGCCAGAUGGUAAACAUCUAGUUAGCGGAAGCAAGGCUGGAGAACUGAUAUGCUGGGACCCACAGACUGGCAAACCAUCAGGAAACCCUCUUACCGGUCACAAGAAAUGGGUAACUGGAAUCUCAUGGGAGCCGGUGCAUCUUAGUGCUCCAACCCGCCGCUUUGUUAGUUCAAGUAAAGAUGGUGAUGCAAGAAUUUGGGAUGUUACUUUGAAAAAAUGUGUUAUAGUUCUUACAGGACACACACUUGCCAUAACAUGUGCGAAGUGGGGUGGAGAUGGAGUCAUAUAUACAGGAUCUCAGGAUUGUACAAUUAAAAUGUGGGAAACUUCACAAGGGAAGCUCAUACGCGAACUAAAGGGCCAUGGCCAUUGGGUGAAUUCUCUAGCAUUGAGUACCGAGUAUGUUCUGCGAACUGGUGCAUAUGACCAUACCGGCAAAACAUAUACUUCUCCGGAGGAAAUGAAGAAGGUGACCGAUUUAUCUUCAGCAUCUUCUCUUGUAAAUCAUGUCUACUUCUCUCCGGACGGUCUGUGGAUCGCGAGUGCUUCCUUUGACAAGUCGGUUAAAUUAUGGAACGGGGUCACUGGAAAAUUUGUGGCUGCCUUCUGUGGUCAUGUGGGCCCCGUCUAUCAAAUAAGUUGGUCGGCUGACAGUAGGCUGCUCUUGAGUGGAAGCAAAGAUUCGACCUUGAAGGUGUGGGAUAUUCGGACUCAGAAGUUGAAGCAAGAUCUUCCGGGGCAUGCAGAUGAAGUAUUUGCAGUUGAUUGGAGUCCGGAUGGUGAGAAAGUAGCAUCUGGAGGCAAGGAUAAAGAUACUGGGCUUGGUUGGGAUACUUUGAGAAACACGGUAACUGCAUCUGACGAAUGGUGGGACGAAUAUUUGAAGGUUAACGCAGAUGCUUUUAAGUUUCGCUACAAAGGACUUGAUAACUCUGAUGAACUGACUUCCUUAUUCAAAGAAGGAUAUGCAACUGGAAAAAAUGCUUGGGCACCUUCAGAAGGAUCUCUACCAAAUGACUCUAUUGGAUCGUGUCAAACUCAAGCAAGUCAAUCUCCAGAAAAUAAAGCAUACGUAGAUCUUGAGGUGCAAGGUGAAGAACCAAAUAAUGUAACCAAGUCGAAUGAGAUGAAAAAUAACAUUGGAAAUGCUACAGGUGCUAGCCGCCGUAAGCGAGUCAGAGAUGAGUUUCCCCCAUCUAGAACUUCUCGUAAAGCCUCGUCCGCUGCGAAUAUGGAUCAAUAUCUUGGUCGUAUUUGUGAAACUGUUGAAGCAAUGGGUGCAAAAUCUGAUAAUACAAUGCAAGAAUGUAUUAAGAUACUAAAUGAGAUGUCUGCAAUACCUAAAGGAAGUGAGCUUUAUCUGUUUGCUUGCAGAUUAUUUUUGAAUAGGGAACAACGAGAUUUAUUCAUUGCUCUUGGGGAAUCAGAACUACGGAUCAUGGACAACGACGAGGAUAAUGACUACAAUGAAUUAAAAGAUGUUGCGACAGUGGGAUUAGUUAGUGUUAUGGGGUGCAUAGGUGCAAUUGAUGGAACACAUGUGGAUGCAGUCAUACCAACUGAUGAACAACUUGCUUAUCGAGGGAGAAAGGGUGAAUGCACCCAAAAUGUAAUGGCAGCAUGCUCGUUUGACAUGAGAUUCACUUUUGUUUGGGCAGGAUGGGAAGGAUCUGCUCAUGAUUCUCGUAUAUUCAAUGAAGCUAUCAAUAGGCCAAAUUUGAAGUUUCCAAUGCCUCCAAGAGAGGCGAUAGAAGAUGAAGAAUUUAAACGUUAUGAUGAAGAUGAAGAUUAUGUUAGCGAGGAUGAAGAAGUGGACAUAGACUCGGAGGAUCAUUAUGGUGAAAUUAAUGGGCUGGUGAAUAAUCAACCGAAUCAGGAAAUGAGCAUUCUACGUGAUGCGAUAGCCGACUCUGUGUACCGUGCUACAUGA